Molecule: messenger RNA, 498 nt
Organism: Oikopleura dioica
Lineage: Eukaryota; Metazoa; Chordata; Appendicularia; Copelata; Oikopleuridae
Source: the annotation of a GenBank genome assembly
AUGGAAGAAAAAACUGUCCAAAGAAUUCCGAAACUGUUCGUUUUCGAUUUGGACGAUACCGUUUGGGGCCCCGAACUUGACUUUUACAUGAACAAGCCAGUUGGCUUUUUGAAGGACAUUGAAGAGAUUCUACUUGAACUUUACAAAGGAGAAAAGUUCAAAGGGGCGAAACUAGCUGUGGCAUCUUCCAGUGGUUUUCCAGCCAGAGGAAAGAAGAAAAUGAAAGACAUGAAAAUCAGGGACGAUUUGGCGCUGGAAGAUGUCUUUUCUUUUGUUGAAAUUUACAGGAAAGAAAAAGACCGUCAUUUCGCGGCGCUGAAAAGCAAAUCCGGAAUCGACUUUAGCGACAUGAUUUUCUACGAUAACCAAAUGAACAACCACGAAACCGUGAAAAAACUCGGUGUUACCUGCGUCUUCUGUCCGGAUGGAUUGGACAAGAGACUCUUUAGCAAGUCCCUGGAGAAUUUUCCUUCGAAAGAGGGCAAGAUUAUUACCUAG